Messenger RNA from Marmota flaviventris (yellow-bellied marmot), 2058 nucleotides. RefSeq names its product DnaJ heat shock protein family (Hsp40) member C1 (gene Dnajc1). Lineage: Eukaryota; Metazoa; Chordata; Mammalia; Rodentia; Sciuridae. The record is from RefSeq and is a predicted model, not a curated record. Gene Ontology annotation, cellular component: endomembrane system.
CUCUGAAACCUCGGCGCCCUGGCGCUGGCUCUCCAGCUGUUUGUAGGCCUGGGGGUGAGGGUCCCCGGAAGGGAGAGCCGGCUGCGGCCCCGUCCGCGCACCCGCGGGUCCGGCCGUCUGCUCCCACAGUCCCAGCGCUCCAGCUGGCGCCGGCCGCCUGGCUGGUGACUCUCGAGAGGCUGCCGCUCUUCUGACUGACAGGCACCGCUCCCACAGCCGGAGCUGCCCGCCACGUCUUGGGUCUCGGCCGACGGCACUGCGUGGCGGGUGACCUUUCUGAGCCCAGAGCGAUGUCUGCUCCCUGCUCCGGACUGGGGCGGGUUCCUCAGCGCCGCAGGCUCGUGUGGUUCUCGCCCCCGUUGCCGCGGUGCCGGCUGCUGCUGCCGCUGCUGCUGCUGCUAGCGGCCGCGGUGCCGGCGCGCGGCUGGGAGAGCGGCGAUCUAGAGUUGUUUGACUUGGUGGAGGAGGUGCAGCUCAACUUCUACCAGUUCCUCGGGGUGCAGCAGGAUGCUUCAUCUGCAGACAUCAGAAAAGCAUAUCGUAAGCUUUCACUGACUUUACAUCCAGACAAGAAUAAAGAUGAAAAUGCAGAAACUCAGUUUAGACAAUUGGUGGCCAUUUAUGAAGUUUUAAAGGAUGAUGAACGAAGGCAGAGGUAUGAUGAUAUUCUGAUCAAUGGACUUCCAGAUUGGCGGCAGCCUGUAUUUUACUACAGGCGGGUGAGAAAAAUGAGCAAUGCUGAGCUGGCAUUACUCUUGUUCAUUAUUCUCACAGUGGGUCAUUAUGCUGUGGUUUGGUCAAUCUACCUGGAAAAACAAUUGGAUGAACUGCUUAGUAGAAAAAAGAGAGAAAAGAAAAAAAAGACCGGCAACAAGAGUGUGGAUAUAUCAAAACUUGGUGCUUCAGAAAAAAAUGAAAGAUUGCUAAUAAAACCACAGUGGCAUGAUUUGCUUCCAUGCAAGCUAGGAAUUUGGUUUUGCCUUACACUAAAAGCCUUGCCUCAUCUAAUUCAGGAUGCUGGGCAGUUUUAUGCUAAAUAUAAAGAAACAAGAUUGAAGGAAAAAGAAGAUGCACUGACUAGAAAUGAACUUGAAACACUUCCAAAACAGAAGAAAGUUAAAAAACCAAAACCCGAAUUUCCUGUAUACAUGCCUUUAGAAAAUACGUAUGUUCAGUCUUAUGAUCAUGGAACUUCUAUAGAAGAAAUUGAGGAGCAAAUGGAUGAUUGGCUGGAAAACAGGAACAGAACACAGAAAAAACAGGCACCUGAAUGGACAGAAGAGGACCUCAGCCAGCUGACAAGAAGUAUGGUUAAGUUCCCAGGAGGGACCCCAGGUCGAUGGGAAAAGAUUGCCCAUGAAUUGGGUCGAUCUGUGACAGAUGUGACAACCAAAGCCAAGCAACUGAAAGAUUCAGUUACCUGCUCUCCAGGGAUGGUCAGACUCUCUGAACUUAGAUCCACAGUUCACAAUUCUAGGCCCAUCAAGACGGCCACCACCUUGCCAGAUAACAUCAUCACCCAGCGAGAAGAUGCAGGAAGGGCAGUGGAGGAGGAAGAGCAGGAAGCAGACACUGAAAUCCGGCCUCGGAGGAGGAAAGCAGCCAGGCUGCUCGAGGCAGUAACAAAGGUUGAGCCAGAGAAGUGUAGAGGAAAGAGGCAGAAGGACUUUGACAUAUCAGAACAAAAUGAAUCCAGUGAUGAGGAGAGCCAGAAAAAAGAGAGAACUCAUGCUACAGAGGAGCCAUGGACUCAGAAUCAGCAGAAGCUUCUGGAAAUGGCAUUACAGCAGUAUCCAAAAGGGGCCUCUGACCGUUGGGACAAAAUAGCCAAAUGUGUCCCAGCUAAGAGCAAGGAAGACUGCAUCGCUAGGUACAAGCUGCUGGUUGAACUGGUCCAAAAGAAAAAACAAGCUAAAAGCUGAAUGUUCUGGAAGAUGAUAUUCACGUUCAUUUUCCAAAAUGAGUAUUUCAAAAAUCUUAUGCAGAAAUUUGCAUUUUGUACCUCAGUAUUUCUAUACGUCACGUGCCUUAGUAAUAAAUAAAUAAAUAAAUAAUAGA